AUGCAAUCCUACAAAGGAUCUGAUUACCUGGACACCAGGUCUGCUUCCCGUUCUCGCAGUACCAGUAUCUCCAGUGACUCGCAAUACCCCCGAGUCAACCUCAUGUCGCCACCUGCUGCCCGCCCCGCUCCAGCUUUUAUCUCCUCCACAUCCGCAUGUGAAAUCAUUACAUCCGACCAAGAAUUUAAUGCCGCGGAUUUUGUCGCCGAGAAUGAGGAAACUGGCACAGCCGCCGGCGCAAAUGCGGUGGUUACUCCCGCUGCGCUCUCCCUAUUGAACGGCUUCCUCGAUAAUCUUAUCUACAGUAUUCUAGCUGAAUCAAAAUCAACACAAUUGUCAAGUAUUCGCCCCAUAUUGGCUGAUGUGCUGAAGCCUCGACUUGCACAGGAGGUGGUGGACGCAGCCGACGAGGAGCUGAAAGAGUACAUGGGCGACGAGUUUCGCGACGGCCAAGAAUCGGGCGGUGAUGAUUUUGAUCUCAUCCGCGCCUGGAAAUUGACUCGUCUGCGAUGCAUGGUCUACACUCGAUUAGGCGACAUGGAAGAGGAGGAUGAAGACGAAUUUAUAGCUCAGGAGAGCUUCGAGGAGAGCGAUGGUCCAUCCCGCAGGUUCGCCAACCAUGUCGACAACAUCACCCCCGCGGCAGCAAUUUUCCUCACUUCAAUUAUUGAGUAUAUCGGUGAAAGAGCCUUAGUCAUUGCCGGCGAAACCGCACGCUCGAGGCUAUCAGCUAAGUUGAAUGACAACGACGCAGAGUCAUUCAAUUCAACAGACGAUCGCAAGCGCAUUGACCGCCUGAUUGUGGAGGAUCUCGACAUGGAGAAAUUGGCACUGAACGCGACAUUGGGUCGGUUGUGGCGCACAUGGCGGAAGCGUAGACGUGGAAACGCCCUCUCGCGCACUUUGUCGCGUGAGUCCUUCCGCCGCCGCUACUCUCUGGCCGGUAGCCGAAAGAGCAGCAUUGCAACCAUUGAGGAGCCCCUCACUCCCAAUGAGCACGAGCCUCCUAUCCCGGUGGAUCCUUCCACUGUACCUUUACCCAUUACCAAUUAUGACGUUCAGGAGAUCGAGGUUCCCGGCUUUUCAAUAGAGCUGGAGGAGGAGGUGCAAACGAUGCAGGCCGUCGUUGCUCACAAAGUGCGACCGCGGAGUUUGAUGGUGUUCUCAUCGCCCGCCAUGUCCCAACGAUCCCCUCGGUCACCUCGGUCGAUGAGCAGCUCUCCUCCAGCUGCCAGGUCUCCCGUAGUGAUCAAGGUAGUAAAAGUAUCGCCCAAAGAGACUGCCAAGGCUCGCCAUUCACGUUCGAGAUCGCUGCCAAACGCGGCGCCUGACCUCCCAGAGGAGGCCUCCGAGGCUGAAUCAGAGGUUACAUCGGCCGAUCAAGCUUCUCCAUCUGAGGAGAAGAAGCAGUUGGAAACUAUGUACGAAGAUGAGGAAUCAGCUGAAUAUGUCGAUGCUGUCGAGUCUCCUGCGCCGGCCACUGCUAUCACUUCACUUGAGAAAUCUGAGGCAGAGAUCGCCGAACCCUCCGAAAACGCCAGAAUGCCCAUUGUGCAUGAAGAGGCGGAAGAAGCAGGACACGCAGCCAGUGAAACCAUUGGGUCUUCCAACGAUGACGUGACUGCUACAGACAACUCUCACAUAUCAGUUUCGUCGCUGAGCGAUGAGCCAAUCAUCGAUUCAGAGCCCGUUGAGGGACGAGGAUCAUGCGAACAGCUCACUUUGACGUCGGCAAAUGGCCAGUCUAGUAGGGAUGUGUCCAAUGUAGAGCCGAUCAUUGCAGAGACUAGCGAGCCAGAUAUGCAGACGCCAAAGAUCCCCCAAUCUAUGCAAGGGGCUGAGUGGUGCAAAUCCACCCCACCUUCAACCGUUUAUGAGGCUGUCGAGUCAGGAAAAAAGAGCGAUCAAAACGAACCGAUCAUGGCCACUUUAACGGAGACUGACACCUUCGAAGAAGAGGUUUCUCCUAACACUCCUAACACUCCUAGGCAAACUUCACCUUCCGUGGAUAGCGUGCGCUCAAAAAGCUCAAGAACUCCUCCGCAGCAGACACCGGCGGUUGGCGCCAGCCGCAUUAUUUCCCCAACCGAGCGCGCUGCCGUUCAACGUGUGCCUAUUCGCUCAACUUCCGUCUCUCCUCCCAUGAACCCCAAUUCUCGUCGUUCUGAGAGCAUUAGCAGUGCACGCGACAAGCGGCCCAUCACAUCUGGCUCCACUACGUCACAAGUUUCGAGUAAAUUGAAGGGACUGAUGGCUCGUCAAUUAGAAUCACCGUCGCAGCACUUGCGCACCUCGUCCGAAACGAGUCGCGUAUCUGCCCCUGUUGCUGAGGAUGUAGAAGACUUCGAUCGCUUGAUCAAGACUGACGAAACCAUCCACUUCACCUUGACACCAAAGAGUGUCCGUGAGAUGACUUUCCCCGAUAACUCUCCUGGUCGACCUCUACCUCGAGACACGGAUAUCUCCCCUAACGGAGAGCUUAAAACGCCAACCGGUGACUUGACAGCAAAUUUUACCGAAUCUCCUGUCCUCUCUCAUUCACCCCUCUCUCCUCUCUCUCCUCUCUCUCCCCGGGCGAACUCGCCUGCAAAGGUCAUUCCUCCUCCCCGAGCCCGUGACGCCCGGACUGACAGUGGCUCUACUCGCGAUUUCGCCAACUUCGUCAAGUCGUCCGGUCCCACCGGUGUACAGGUCCAGCAAACCAACUCCCCAGCUGCAUCGAUCAAGUCCCCUAUCCCUCCACCUCGACUCUCAACCAGCACCGUCGGUUCAAAUUCGAACCGACCUCGUCUUCAGGCUCGUGCUCCCGAGGUUAAAUCGUCUGGAACCUCGGAGCUCAUUGAUUUUAUCCGCGAAGGACCACCGCAAGCGGGCAACCGCAUCCCGCGGUCCGUUGCACCUUUCCGAAACACAGCCGCCUCGGAUGCAUAUCAAAAUGACUAUAACAAUGAAGGUGUUACACGCACUUCGAUUGCUAGCCACAGCGAGAACAAGUCCAUGACCUCUCUUGGCUCGCUUGGCUCACGAACCGGCCUGCUGGAGUCAUCCAACCGCUCCACUGGCUACUCCAAGUCCCCAGCUUCCAGGCCUGUGCCGGUACAAGAUGAGCCGAUGCCCAUCCGUAAGCAACGUCGCGUUCGAGAUCCUUACGCCAUUGACGACUCCGACGAGGACGAAGAGCUGCUUGAGGAAAUCAUGAAUGCCAAGCCCAAGCGCCAGGAGGAGAGUCUGAUGGAUUUCCUGCGCGACGCACCCCCUCCUCCAUCUGCCCAGUCGUCUCCCCAACCAUUUGCCAUCUCAGACUCCAUGAAGUCCCGUGCACUGCACGCCUCGAUGUCGACCAACUCUCUGCGCUCAGAGAGCUCUCCCAACCCUCGAUCUCAAUCAAACAACUACACCCUCAAGGUCGGCAUGGAGCGCAAUCCCGGCCCCGCCCGCCAGACUGAGACAAGUGCCCUGGCAGAUUUCCUCCGGAAUACCGCACCACCAGUGGCAUCUCCAGCGCCCCGGACUAUUUCAACUCCUACAAACUCCAAGACGAAAGAAGGCUCCAUAUCACGCUUCUUUGGCCGCCGCAAGAAGGUUGAGGCAUAG
Molecule: messenger RNA, 3594 nt
Organism: Penicillium taxi
Lineage: Eukaryota; Fungi; Ascomycota; Eurotiomycetes; Eurotiales; Aspergillaceae
Exons: 1
Coding region: 1-3594 (1197 amino acids)
Source: RefSeq, a predicted model, not a curated record